This is a messenger RNA of Physella acuta, 9105 nucleotides long. RefSeq names its product filamin-A. The record is from RefSeq and is a predicted model, not a curated record. Gene Ontology annotation, molecular function: actin filament binding. NCBI's taxonomy places the organism in Eukaryota, Metazoa, Mollusca, Gastropoda, Physidae. Gene Ontology annotation, biological process: actin cytoskeleton organization.
GGUUGUGUGUACCAAAGGCUUAUUACCAGCAAUCGUCUGCUGUCGGGGCUGACUAUCCUCACAGACACUGGGAUACCAUCACCUUCGUAACUGAAACCUUAGCAGACGAGACACCGGUUGAGUUUCGAUAAGAAAAUAAAACUUCUCCAACGCGACUGGAGGUAGGAUUGUUAUACAAGCCCGCAAAACUUGACGGGACACCGCUUGUCUUUUAUUCAAGGGAAAUAAAAACAGAAACACCAUGCAGACCGCGGAAGAUCCCGAUUGGGACGAGGAGGAAGAGAUGACUACGACCGAAAGAGAGCUCGCAGACGACGCACAAUGGAAGUUAAUUCAAAAGAAUACAUUUUCUAGGUGGGCUAAUGAGCACCUGAAAACCGUUAAUAAGCAGUUGGCUGAUUUAGAGUCUGAUUUUUCUGAUGGAUUGCGACUUGUUUCUCUAGUCGAAGUGUUGUCAGGAAAAAAAUUCAAACAUGUCAACAAACGACCCAACUUCCGAACCCAAAAGCUUGAGAAUGUCACCAUGGUCCUCAAGUUUUUGGAAGAAGAUGAAGGAAUUCGAAUUGUCAAUAUCGACAGUACCGAUAUUGUGGACAAAAAGCUGAAGCUGAUCCUGGGUCUGAUAUGGACCCUCAUUCUCCACUACUCCAUCUCCAUGCCCAUGUGGGAGGGCGAGGAACCCACGCCCUCAGAGAAGGCGCCCACGCCCAAGCAGAGGCUGCUGAACUGGAUCCAGUCCAAGUGUCCAGACCUGCCCAUCAACAACUUCACCACCGACUGGAAUGACGGCAAGGCUAUUGGUGCUCUUGUUGAUGCUGUGGGACCAGGUCUGUGCCCAGACUGGGAAGACUGGGACCCCAAGAAGAACAAGGCCAAUGCUAAAGAGGCCAUGGAUGCUGCAGAGAAGUGGCUGGAUGUGCCACAGCUGAUCAGACCUGAGGAGAUGACCAACCCUAAGGUUGAUGACCUCAGUAUGAUGACCUAUCUCUCCCAAUUCCCCAAUGCCAAGCUGAAGCCAGGCGCCCCUGUCAGGCCAAGACUGAACCCAUCCCGUGUCCGAGCCUACGGACCAGGUCUUGAGCCAACAGGAAACCAGGUCGGAGCACCAGCUCGCUUCACCGUGGAAACUUUCAGUGCCGGCAAGGGCAGUCUUGAGAUCAUUGUCCUCAACCCCAAGGGAGCUAAAGAAAAUUGUGAAGUUGUGUUUAACAAUGACAGAAACAUGACCUACUCAUGUGUGUAUGUACCAACACAAGAGGGAGCUUACAGGGUGAUUGUCAAGUUCAGCAACAAGGAGAUUCCCAAGUCCCCAUACACUGUGCAGGUUGAAGGGGCAGCUGGUGACCCCACCAAGGUCACUGCUGCUGGACCUGGUAUUGAGAAGACUGGUGUUAUUGCUGGCAAGAAGACCUACUUUGAGGUGUACACACAAUCUGCUGGCAAAGGCACAAUUGAUGUUGCCAUUCUGGACCCCCAUGGCCACAAGGACAAAGUCCGCCCUGCCAUUAGCCCAGUGGUCGGCAAGGAGGGAACCUACCUGGUUGAGUACACCGCCAUGGAUGCUGGACUUCAUUCAGUCAAUGUCUUCUUCUCUGGUCAACAGAUCCCUGGAAGUCCAUUUGGUGUCAAUAUUGCUCCUGCAUCCAAUGCUAAAGCUUGUUACGCUACUGGACGUGGUAUCCAGCCUCGCGGCAUCAGAGUUAAAGACAAUGCUGUCUUCUACGUGCACACCAAAGGUGCAGGGGAUGGGGAGGUAGCUGUACAAAUUUUUGGACCAGGUGGUGUUGAAGAGAAGUGUCAGAUCAAGCCAGUGAAGGGAGAAGAGGGAGUUUAUGAAUGUAUCUAUGUUCCAUCCAAACAAGGCAACUACAUCAUCAAUGUCACUUUUGCUGACCAACACAUCAACAAAUCCCCCUUCAAGGUUGAAGUUGGCCCAUUCUGGAACACAAAGAUUAGAGCCUAUGGCCCAGGCUUGGAAGGAGGAGUGGUCAACCAGCCUGCAGUCUUCACUGUAGAAACCAACGGGGAAGUUGGUGCACUUGGAUUCUCCAUUGAGGGUCCAUCUCAGGCUAAGAUUGAUUGCAAGGACAACGGUGAUGGGUCAGCUGAUGUGACCUACUGGCCAACCCAGGCUGGAGAGUAUGCUGUCCAUGUUCUGUGCAAUGACCAGGACAUCCCCAACUCUCCAUACAUGGCCAACAUCAUCCCAGCCCAGCCCUUCAAUGCUGGAAAGGUGAUUGCUAAGGGUCCUGGCCUGGAGAAGACUGGAGUCCAGACCAACAAAGUGGCCGAGUUCACUGUUGACACACGUGCUGCUGGCAAGGCUCCACUGGUCAUCAGCUGCAUGGACGUUGACUACAAGCCAGUUAAUGUUGAGGUGAAAGACAAUGGCAAUGGCACAUACACUUGCCGCUACCAGCCCACAAGAAAUGUCAAGCACACCGUUACAAUUACUUUUGGUGGUGUCAUGAUUCCUAAUGCACCCUUCAGGGUGUAUGUUUCUGAGCCAAGCAACCCUGCCAAGGUGAAGGUCUUUGGGCCAGGUGUGGAGAAAGGUGUUAAAACAUUUUCACCAACUCACUUUGUGGUGGACUGUAAAGAUGCCGGUCCAGGUGAUGUUGCCGUUGGUCUGACUGACGAGCGCGGCGUUGACGUACCAGUUAAAACCAUUGACAACCAAGACGGCACGUUCACCGUGGAGUACGAGCCCAAGAGCCCAGGCACGUACACCGUGCUGGUCUACUUCGCCAACAAGGAGGUGCCCCAGAGCCCGAUCAAGGUCAAGGUUGAGCCCAACAUUGAUGUCAGCAAGGUUAAAGUGAUUGGUCUUGAACCAACCAUGCCAAUUGGUGUGCCCAAAGACAUCAGCAUUCUCUCCAGGGGUUUGCCUAAAGCAGAGACCAAGGUAAAGAUAGUCUCCCCUACCAACCAAGUCCUGGAUGUCCCCACCACCGCCACAGGUGACGGGUCCAAAGCCACAUUUGCUUUACUGGAGCCUGGCCCUCACCAGGUGCACGUUACCUAUGGUGGCGCACCUGUGCCAGAUUCACCUUUCAGGGUCGAUGCCAUCCAAGGUCCCCCCAAGGUGAAGGCCUAUGGUCCAGGGUUGACCGGAGGACAGGCCCUGCAGCCUGCUGUGUUCACCAUUGACACCAGGGAGGAGAAAACACCUGGGGGACUGGGCCUCUCUGUGGAGGGGCCUGCCGAGUCCCAGAUCCAGUGCAAGGACAACAAGGAUGGCACCUGCGAGGUGACCUACCUGCCACCGGUCCCUGGACCUUACAAUGUCAAUGUGACCUACGGUGAACGCCCCAUCCCAGGCUCCCCCUUCAAGGCCAACAUCACGCCCGCCAAGCCUGGCCUAGAUGUCAGUGGCAUCAGAGCGUAUGGACCAGGACUUGACCCAGCUGGAGUUUACCUGGAGUGUCUCAACGAGUUCACUGUUGAUGCCAGGUCUGUCUCACCCAAUGCCCAGGGUAAGGUCAGAGCUAUAGUGACCAGCCCAAGCGGUCAGAAGACAGACACAUUGGUCAAGAACAAUGGAGAUGGCACGUACAGUGUUCUCUACACACCAUUUGAACAAGGUCAACAGAAGAUUGAUGUGACCUAUGAGGACCUCCCCAUCCCAGAGUCUCCACUAACUGUCACAGCUGUGCCAGGCUUUGAUGCCAAAAAGGUCAAGGCUUACGGUCCAGGUCUGGAAGGUGGUAUAACUGACCAGCCUGCUGUUUUCACUGUGGACAUGAAAGGGGCUGGCAAGGGAGGGCUUGGCCUGGGCAUUGAAGGUCCAGUUGAAGCCCCCAUGCAGUGCCAGGACAACCACGAUGGCACUUGCCAGGUGGUCUAUCAACCUACCAAAGCUGGACCUUAUGACAUCACUGUCAAGUUUAAUGAACAGCAUGUUCCAGGCAGUCCAUUCCGUGUGGACAUCAAGAACCCUGUCAACCCUGCUAAAGUCAAGUGCUACGGCCCAGGUCUAGAUAGUGCCAAUGUCAGGGCUGGAGCCCCAGCCACUUUUACAGUAGACACCACAGAGGCAGGGGAAGCCCCUCUUGAGGUCACAUACACUGACAAGACAGGUGCUAAACGCCCAGCCCAGCUUGUACCUGUGGAUGAUGGCAUCUAUGAGGCCACCUAUGUCCCCACUGCUGAAGGACCAUGCCAGGUGGAGGUCAAGCACGCCAACCAGCAGGUACCCCACAGUCCAUUCCGGGUCAAUGCCCAGCCAGGUGUUGAUGCCAGCAAGGUGAAGGUUACAGGACCUGGUGUCAGUGGCACCACACCUGCCAGUUUACCUGCUCAUUUCAAAGUUGACACCCGUGGGGCAGGAGAUGCCGACCUGGAAGUCCUUGUCAGGCGUCCAGAUGACACCUACAUCCGACCCUUCAUCCAAGACAACAAUGAUGGAACCUAUGACGUUGUGUACACACCUGAGGAUUUGGGUGUCUAUGAUGUCACUGUCAAGUAUGGAGGACAAAACGCCCCAGGAUCACCUUUCAAUGUUAAAGCCACACCUACAGGAGAUGCCUCUAAGUGCAAAAUUACAGAUGGAAAUGACCGUACUGUCCCAGUUGGUAAGGAAACUGUCAUCACUGUUGAUGCCUCACAAGCUGGAGUUGGUAAGGUGACAUGCAGGAUUCGCUCCCCUAGCGGCAGCGACAUUGACAUCGACAUCAUCGACCAAGGUGAUGGAACCUUCUCCAUCUCGUUCACACCCCAGUUUGCCGGCCCCUACACCAUUGAGAUCAAGUUUGGUGGGGAGCUGGUGCCCAAUGGAAGCUACACUGUUGAGGCAGUCCUAGAGGAGGAAUACCAGGCAUACCUGGCCACUAAGGUUGAUGAAGAACUAAUGAGGGCUGACGCUGUAGAUUCCCUCCACGCCCAGGCCCCUGGGUCUGGCCUGUUCCAGCCCGUGGACUUUACCCUCCCUGUUGGUCCAAUCUUCAACUUUGUCUCUGCCACUGUGGUGAUGCCAUCAGGCAAACGUGCCUACCCCAACAUAGAGGACAACAAGGACGGUACUGUGACUGUCAGGUACCAGCCCACUGAGACAGGGCUGCACCAGCUACACAUGCAGUACAACAAUGAGGAGAUUGAAGGUAGCCCAUUCUUGUUCCAUGUGGAGGCCAUUGACUCAGGCUAUGUGACAGCCUAUGGACCUGGCCUCAGCCAUGGUGUGGUACACGAACAGGCUGUCUUCACCAUCAACACCAAGAAUGCAGGCGCAGGUGGGUUGUCACUGGCCAUUGAAGGGCCAUCAAAGACUGAGAUCCAGUGCAAGGACAACGAAGAUGGAACCUGCACUGUUUCCUACCUGCCCACUGCUCCAGGAGAGUACCUCAUCACUGUCAAGUUUGCUGACAAGCACAUCGCUGGCUCACCUUUCACUGCCAAAGUUACACCUGGAGAACCCAGACGCAAGAACCAAAUCAUGGUUGGAAGCAGCUCAGAGGUCUCCCUCAAGGUCACAGAGCAGGACAUUGAGAGCUUGACCGCAAGCAUUGUAUCACCAUCAGGCAGAGAGGAGCCCUGUUUCCUCAAACGUCUUGCUAAUGGUCAUUUAGGUAUCACAUUCACACCACGAGAGACAGGGGAACACCUGGUCAAUGUGUACCGCAAUGGUCAACACAUCGCCAACUCUCCCUUCAAAAUCACUGUUGGUGAGAGUGAGAUCGGCAAUGCCAGCAAGGUCAAGGUUUAUGGCAAAGGUCUGGAGAAAGGCAUGGCCAAUGAGGUCAACGAGUUCAUUGUGGACACACGUGAAGCAGGCUAUGGAGGCAUGUCACUGUCCAUUGAAGGCCCAAGCAAGGCUGACAUUGAAUGCCAUGAUAACGAGGACGGCACCUGCCGUGUGACCUACAAGCCCACAGAGCCUGGGACAUACAUCAUUAACAUUAAGUUUGCUGACCAGCAUGUCCCUGGCAGUCCAUUCACUGUGAAGAUUGGAGGUGAACCCUCAGCCAAGAUCACAGAACGUAUCACCCGUCACAAAGAAGCUGCAGAUGUGACCCAUGUAGGCAGCCAGUGUGAGCUGAGCUUAAAGAUCCCUGGCACCACACCAUUUGACAUGACAGCGUCAGUCAAGAGCCCAUCAGGAGUCACAGAGCUGUGUGACGUCAAGAGCCUGGACGAUUCUCAUUACAGCAUUAAGUUUGUUCCUAAAGAGAUGGGAGUCCACACAGUCAGCGUCAAGCACAAGGACAUGCAUAUUCCAGGAAGUCCAUUUGAGUUUACAGUUGGUCCUAUCGCUGGAGGAGGUGCUCACAAGGUGCAUGCAUCAGGCCCAGGUCUUGAGAGAGGAGAGGUCAUUGUCCCCAAUGAGUUCAACAUCUACACCAGAGAGGCAGGAGCUGGAGGCUUGUCCAUUGCUGUUGAAGGUCCAUCCAAGGCUGAGAUAGACUUCCAAGACAAGAAGGAUGGAUCCUGCCAGGUGUCAUACAGAGUCUCAGAGCCAGGAGAAUAUUAUGUGUCUGUCAAGUUCAAUGAUGAGCACAUCCCAGACUCACCUUUCCGCGUGAACAUCACUCCCUCUAUUGGUGAUGCCAGAAAGGUGGCAGUACAGUCUCUCCAGGACAGAGGGCUGCAGGUGGGCAAACCAGCAGCAUUUAUUGUCAAUUUCAACGGCGCCAAAGGAAGGUUAACAGCCCUAGUUGUCUCCCCUUCAGGAUCUGAAGAGGAAGCUUUGGUGCAAGAAGUUGAUGAUGGUCAGUACGCUGUCCGAUUCAUCCCACGUGAGAAUGGUGUCCACUUUGUCCACGUACUGUUUGACAACUACCACAUCCCAGAAUCUCCAUUUAAGAUCUGUGUCGGCAAGAUUGAUGCUGAUGCUGGCAAAGUGACGGCAUACGGGGAGGGGCUUGUAUCAGGCAAAACAGGCCAGGUAGCCAAGUUCAUCGUCAAUACAGUAAAUGCUGGGUCAGGUUCUCUGGCUGUCACAGUGGAGGGUCCAUCUAAAGUCAAACUGGAGUGUAGAGAGGUUGAAGACGGCUAUGAGUUCAGUUACAGUCCAACUGCUCCAGGUGACUACCUAAUUUGUAUCCGCUAUGCAGGUGUCAAUAUUGCUGGCAGUCCCUUCAAAGCUAAGAUUGAAGGUCAAGGCAAACCAAGCGCCAUGCAAGAACACGCGUCCGUGGUUGUGGAGACAGUUACCAAAACCAGCACCACCACCAGGUUCAGCGGUAUCCAGAGGUUCAGCUCUGAUGCCAGCAAGGUCACAGCCAAGGGCAGUGGGUUGACCCAAGCCUUCCGUGGCAAGCCUGCAUCUUUCACAGUGGACGCCUCUGGUGCCGGUAACAACAUCAUGUACAUUGGCAUGAUGGGACCCAAAGGUCCAUGUGAGGAACUCAUUGUCAAGCACCAGGGCAGCCUCAAGUACUCAGUCAACUACAUAGUCAAGGACAGUGGACGCUAUAUGCUCAUCAUCAAGUGGGGUGACCAGGAGAUCCCUGGCAGCCCCUUCGCUGUCGAGGUCCAGUAGGAUGCCGUUCUCAUUUAAUAACAUUUAGUACUAAUGCAAAUUAUUGUGCAUUUGAUUUGAAACAUGAAUUUCCUUGAUGUGUGUUGAUGAUGAAAUGCUGAGCGUACAAGUCAGUGACAGAUUGCUUUUAGCUAGGUACCACUGGACACAAGUGGUCACUGGUCAUCACUUGUAAACACGACGUUCUGGAAUCAACAUUGGUAAUUGUAUUUGGUGCUUUCAUGCAUUUAUAAAAGAGAAGUGUAGUUGAAGAUAGUUUGUCACUCUGCUACUAGUAUCUCUAGGGGCUGUCUAAACAUAGAAUAACAAAUAAUUUGAUGAAAACUAGUAUUUCAAGUUUUUAAAACUGUAUAAAUCUUUGUUGAAUGAAAGACUAGCACGUCCAGUUCAAAGUGCCUACUUCACGGUGUGAUAUUUUUUAAUGAAAAUUUUAAAUUAUUAGAAGUUACAAUGAAUUAUUAUUGAUAUAACUUUUUAACUCUUUGAUAACAAAAUUAAAAUUUUUACUGGUUGUGAAAUUUUCAAGAUACAUAACCAUUGGGUUUUAUAAUAAAAAAUUAACUAAAAGAAGAGUUUAAAUUAAUUUAAACAAAAUAAUUACAUGAAGAGUUUUCUAGUAAAUGUUUUUUCUAUCUAGUUUUUUUUAUCAGAUUUUAAAAAUAAAAAAAUGUAAAUAGUAGAUUAUUUUUGUGAGCUCUGACUGAUUCAUGUAUUCUUUCAUGUCUUGUGUCAUCACUUAUCUGGUGAGUACUGUUGUUUUACUCGCUCCUACUUCUGUGUUAGAUCAAGGUGCUAUUUCAAGCAAUCUGGAACUUUAUUUAUGGUGGUUUAGUCCGACUUUCAUUUUACUGUCUAAAGCGUGAGCACAUCUCAGCGCCUGCUGUGUGUGCAUGCGCUGGCGUAUAUUAGAUUUUUAAUUAACAAUUUUGUUAUUUAAAAUGAUAUAGAUCUUUGUGCUGUAUGUUUUUUUAUCUAUACAUAACACAUAUAAUAUAUAAAUCUAUAUUUAUUAUUGCCUCGUGUAGCAAAGAAAAAUGUUUUGCAUUCAGUCCCUGUAAAUAUGUGGCUGUUACGUUUAAAAAAAACUUUUUGCUUGUGAUUUUUUUUUGUAUAAAACUUGUCCUAAUUUGCAUAUUGCUAUAUCUUUCAUUUUUUUUGCUCUGAUACAAACAUGCCAGUUGUAUUUUCCUGGGAAUCAACUUCUGCUUUUGUUGUGAGGUUUUUGUAACUCAUCAUAGAAGACAGUCGUGGGACUGUGGCUACACCCUUCUGUAACAUCAUAGGGUGGUUUCUGUGAAUGUACUACAACCUGCUGUAACAUCAUAGGGUGGUUUCUGUGAAUGUAUUACAUCCUGCUGUAACAUCAUAGGGUGGUUUCUGUGAAUGUACUACAUCCUGCUGUAACAUCAUAGGGUGGUUUCUGUGAAUGUUUGUAACAACAUCAUAGAGUGGUUUCUGUGAAUGUACUGUAAUGGAUGUGUGGUUUAUUGCCAUGAAGAAACCAAUCAAAAUCUCAUGCUGGCCAUCAGCUCAAUAUUCUACUCAUCUUGUGUUUGACUGCUAGUCUGUUGGCUAAAGUGCAUAUAUUUCUCAAACUAUAGGCUCUUUUAUUAAAUUUUUUUUGUAAA